AUGCUCCCACUGUUUUCUCUGAUCUACACCUUGACGGUGGCUGAAGAGUGGAAACCAGAUAACAUCGAAUCAGUUGGUCGAGGCUAUAGUAGCAGUCGAUUCUCGAUGGAGCACGUCGUGAGUAUUUAUGAUCCCUGUGGCCGGAUUGCUUUGUUGAUCGUGCCCUUGAACUACGAAGAGAGGUACCUUACGGUGGUUGCGCAAGAAAACACACUAAACAACUAUCUUGACUCUAGCAGACCUCAGACAAGCGCAUCAUCCGCUCCAACAUACAGCGAGAAGUUUUUGGUCGACAACAAGAAACAAGCUGAGAUUCAUGUCUACCCAGAAGUAGCUGGAAAAGUUGUCCCACUCAAAACCCCCUAUCCAAACGCGGUCGCCCACAACCAGGAACAGGGUGCCUUCCUGCCUCUUGCACCUCAUCGGCGAUACUGUAGGAUGUCUAAGAAGGCGUUUCUUAUUGUGUUAGGUGUCGUUGCCAUCGCCGUUGUUAGGGUCGCAGCAGGUGCAAUUGGUGCAUCACUGGGUUCACGAAAGUCCCCGAAAGAUACGAUUACUUCUCUGCUCCGCGUACUUGUUCACACUACCACGAUAUCCGUCAGAUGUUCUUCGAAAGCCACUGUAGCCACUGGAGGCUCGCAAACCGGGAAUCCCGUCACAGCAGGCUCUUCAGUCCCAACAUCCUCCACCUUUUCAGCAACUCCACUUGACACCACCGCCUCGAUCGGUUCUAUUGCAGCAGCUACGGCAGAAGACCCUGCUCGUAAAGGCUUGAACAUCACGUACCGAACGCGCUCAGGAAAGGUCAGCUUCGCUGUAGCGCAGGCUUUACCACUUAAAACUGCACCAAAGAUAGGAACUGCGUUGGCCGCUUCCGAUUUUCUGGAUGCCAAUUCCAACUACAUGCUCGUCAUCUACCAGGAUGCAUCCAAUGAUAUCAUUUGUGCCAACUUCGCGAGCUCCCUUGGUACCAACAGUCUGACGCCCACCAAGAGCACGCAAAUCGCAGGAGGGACAAUGGCUCAUACUUCCUCCUCGCCCGCUCUCGUCUAUCUCGGGGCUGACGGUGGUUCCUGGCGGGCAUAUUACUAA
Messenger RNA from Hyaloscypha bicolor E, 1092 nucleotides. RefSeq lists its product as uncharacterized. The transcript has 5 exons. The record is from RefSeq and is a predicted model, not a curated record. Bases 1 to 1092 code for a protein of 363 amino acids. Lineage: Eukaryota; Fungi; Ascomycota; Leotiomycetes; Helotiales; Hyaloscyphaceae.